Messenger RNA from Seriola dumerili (greater amberjack), 5329 nucleotides. Its product is annotated as trichohyalin-like. Gene Ontology annotation, molecular function: GTP binding. The transcript is spliced from 4 exons. Lineage: Eukaryota; Metazoa; Chordata; Actinopteri; Carangiformes; Carangidae. The coding region runs from base 1 to 5244 and encodes 1747 amino acids. The record is from RefSeq and is a predicted model, not a curated record.
AUGGACACGACAGAUGAGAACAGCAGUCGAGUCACCGUGGCGAAUGGUGCUUAUCCGGUGCGGUGCACUGAGGAAGUACUUCUCCCUUUCUUCACAGAUGAGAGUCUGCAAGCUGCAAUGGACUCCAGACGCCCUCCUGCUUCAACCAGCGUCCCUCCUGCUCUCCCAGAACUCAGACUGGUCCUCCUGGGCAGGAAAGGAACCGGGAAGAGCGCGGCAGGCAACACCAUCCUGGGAGGAGUGGGAGGGUUCGAGAGCGGGAAGCCCACGGAGGAGUGCGUGAAAAGACGAGCUGACGUGGCAGCGAGAAAAGUCACAGUGGUGGACACACCUGGGUGGGAGUGGUACUACCCGCUCAACAGCACCCCCAACUGGGUGAGGAGAGAAACUUUACGGAGUGUAUCGCUUUGUCCUCCUGGACCCCACGCUGUGCUCCUGGUGGUUCGGUCCUGCGCCUCAGUCACUGACGCCUACAUCUCUGAGAUAGAGGAGCACCUGGAGCCGCUGGGAAAAGGAGUCUGGCAGCACACCAUGCUGCUGUUCACCAGGGGAGACGAACUGGGCCUCACCACCAUGGAGCAACGGAUUCUGACCAGCGGCCCACCUCUCCAGAGACUCCUCCAGAAGUGUGGGAACAGAUACCAUGUUGUGAACAAUCGCAGCAAAGGAGACGGGACGCAGGUCAAAGAGCUGAUAAGGAAGCUGGAGCAGAUGGUGGAGGCGAAGGAAGGUGGAAACAGUCAUCUGGAGAUGGACAACACAGUGCUGCUGGGUUUGGAAGCAGACGGGAAGAGGAGAGCGAGGGAGAGGAGGAAGAAACAGAGGCAGAUGGAGGCACAGAUGCAGAGAGGGACCAUCAAAGCAGCUCUCACAAGUGAUGGUCCUCAGGGCUCCGAGCUCGAUGCUCAUCAGUCUUUCUCCAAGGCUCCCCGACGUCUCCCCGAGGUCAGGCUGGUUCUCCUGGGUGAGCGCGAAACUGGAAAGAGUUCUGCUGGGAAUACAAUCCUCGGGAAAACAGGCUUCUUCCAAGCCGGGGCAGUAACAGAGGAGUGCUUCCGUCAGCAAGCAGAGGUGGCUGCGCGGCUGGUGACGGUGGUGGACACACCGGGCUGGGAGGCAGGUGUGGCGGGUGCUACACCGGAGAGGGUGAAGAGGGAAAUUGUGGGUAGUGUGGCUUUGUGUCCACCAGGGCCCCACGCACUCCUGCUGACUCUGAGAGUGGACACACUGGUGACGGUGGGACAUGUGAGGGAACAUCUGGAGCUUUUGGGCGAGGGUGUGUGGAGACACACAAUCUUGCUGUUCACCCACGGCGAUCAGCUGCGAGAGGGGGUGGAUAUUGAACAGCACGUCCAGGGUGGGGGCAGAGACCUGCAGUGGCUGCUGGACAAAUGCAGGAGCAGGUACCAUGUCAUCAGCAGUGUAGAUGGAGGAGGAAGAGGAAGUGGAGGCUCCACUAAGGUGACAGAGCUCCUGGAAAAAGUGGAAAAGAUGGCGACAACAAACAGGUGUGAGGCUUUCUCCUGUCUGGUUCAGGAGGUCAGGGAUCUGAGCCGACAAAGGAACGAAAAGUUCAACCAGCGCCUGAAGGACGUGGGAGAUAAGAUGCUUCGUCAGGAGGUGGAGUUGAAGAAUAUGAGAGACAGAGAGAUGAAGAGCAUCAGAUGGUUCUUUGAUAGGAGGAAGAAGGUAAAAUCACCUGGGAAGGCUGACAUUCAAAGGGAAGAAGAGGAGGAUGAGGACAGGAGGAGCCUCGGGGAAAGGAAGAAUGAUAUUGGCGAACUAGAGGACAGGAUACAAUGGCUGACUGAGGAUAAAGAGAGAGAAAUUCAGGAUAUGGGCAUAGAAAACGAGAGAAUCCGCGUAGCACUAAACCAAAGUAGACGAGACAGGGACGAGGUGAUGCUUAACCUGGAGCUAAAAGAGAGAGAGAUUGAGGAGCUGACAGAAAGAAUUGACGAGCAGCAACUGAAACUGCUCGACCUCGAACGUGCCGGUGUAGAAAAUGAACAUGAGAGAAAACAGAGGGAGGACGCCAUUAGAGCGGAGAAACAAGAGUGGAGGAAAAAAGUGGAAAAAUUGGAGGAAACUGUAAAGCUGCAGGAGAGAGAAAGAGCAGAGUGGAUGGAAAAAGUUGAUUCUUUAAAAGCAGAAAUGGACGAGACAAAAAGACACUAUGAUGAUGCUCUUGAGAGAAAAGAACGAGAAAAUAACAGAGAGAUGACAAAGCUGGAAGAAAAACUAAAAGAAGAGAUGGAAAUAAAGCUGUUUGAAAAAGACAAAGAGAAGGAUGAGCUGAGAAAGAAAGCCUCGGAGGAAAAGCAGAUAACUCUCGAUAAUGCAGAAAAAGUACACGUAAAGAACAAGAAAGAAACAGAGCAAAGACUGGAAGAAAAAGAAAGAGAAAUAGAGGCGACCAAAGAACAUUUAAAACAACUUGAACAAAGAGAAAGGGAUCAAUUAAAUCACAAGAGACAGAUGGAGCAAAAACUGGAAGAAAAAGAGCGAGUGAUAGAAAAGUUGAACCAGCUUUUAAAGGAUAUCGAAGAGAUCCUGCAAAGGAAAGAAGACGAGAGAGGAGAAAUUAUUCUAAACCAAAAGAAAGAGGCAGAGCAGCGACUGCUAGACAGAGAGAGGGAGAUGGAGGAGAUGAAAGAGCAGCUUUUAAAUGAAAUGGAGAGAAUGGUAAAAGAAAAGGAAAGUGAGAUUGAAAGCAUUAAACAGCAGGCCGACUCCAGGGAGAUGAGAUGGACGGAAGAGCAGAAGAAGAAGGAUGAGAGAGGAGAAAACGAGAUGAACAAGCUGAUAGAAAUCAUCAAUGCAAAAACUAAAGAAAUAACACAAGCAAAGUGUCUUCUUGCAGAGAGAGACGGUGAGGUGGAUGAGGCAAAAAAGACAUGUGCAAACUACCUAAAAGAAAUUGAAGAUCUGAAAGAAACCAAUCAAAUCCAGACCUCCAGUAUCACUGAGAUACAACAACGUCACACAGAGCAGGAGAAGAAGAAAGAUAGUGAAAUUACGGAAAAACUGCAGGAGAAAGAAGCGGAGCUUGAGCAACUGAGGCAAAGAGACAGAGAAAACGAGAAAGAGAUCGUCCAACUGAGGCUAACGAUCGAGCAGACAAAGUCCGAACUGAAGGAUCUCACCAACAAGAUGGAAAGGGAGAUGACGAGCAUGAUCCAGGAAUACGAAAAGGAGAUUGCAAGAAGAAAUGAGAACAUAGAAUCACUGGCAAAGGAGAAGGACGACGCUUUAAGUCUUUUGGAGGAGGAAAGUCGGCAAAGUAUUUCGAACGUUACCGAGAAAUACGAACAAAGUCGCAAGAGAGUUGAGGAGCUGCAGGAGCAAAAUGAGAAGAUGAGAAAGGAGGCGGACAAUCUUAAAAUAAAGUAUGAGGAGCUGAAGACGGAGAGUGAAGAAGAAGUUAGGAAACAUCUCAGGGGAUGUGAAGAGCAGGCAAAGAGCAAAGAAUCUGAAAUCCAAAGUGUUCUUGAAGAGAAAGAUCUGGAGGUCAGGGAACUUAAAGAGGCAAAUGACAAACUGCAAGUACAGAUAGAAAGGAUGAAGGAGAGGGACGAUGAGGCGAAAACGCUGAUGAAUGAGCAGAGAGAGCAUUUUGAGAGGCAGCUGGAGGAGAAACAAAAUGAGUUCAGAAUUAAGGAUGAAGAGAUUGAACAGAAAUUCUUGGAAAGGGAAAAAGAAGUAGGGCAAAGGGAACAGGAGCUGAGUAGAAACGAAGAAGAGUUGAGCGAAAGAGGAAGUAAGUUAGAUGCGAAAGAGGUAGAACUUGUUGAAAAAGAAGAAAAGCUGGAAAGUAAGGAACAAGAGCUUAGAAAACUGGAAGUGAAUCUAGAGAUACAACAACAAGAGCAAGAGGGAAGAGAUCAGUGCGAGCAAGAUGUGAGAGUGAAAGCGCAGAUUAUUGAGAAAAAGGAGAGGGAGCUAGAAAGCUUGCUUCAAGCUCUGGAAGGGAAACAGAAAGAGUUAAGCUGUCACGGUCAAGACCUUCAGAAGAAGGUAAGAGGUCUGAAGGACCAGGGGAAAGAGCUAAAAGAUAGGGAGCACUAUUUAAAAAAUGAAGAACAGGAGUUGAUCAACUGGAAGUCGGAGUUGCAGAUACGAAACGAGCAUGUAAACUCUACGACUCAGCAGUUAGACGAAAUGGGGAGAGACUUGGCUUCACUGAAAGAAGAACUUCACCAAAAAGAGAAAAACUUAAAGAUCUCCCUCAAAAGACUCAACGAUUGGGAGCAGAGUCUCGAAGCCAGAGAGGCAGGAUUGCGUGAGAGGGAGCAAAGGGAUUUGGAGAACGGACGACAUGAGGUUGACGACAACAUGAGAGUCAACGAGGUGAGUGCGUUCAGUCUGGAAGCUGCAGUUGGAAGCUCAGGAGACGACAUCCAUAUGAGAUGCCAAGAGGUCAGAGAGAGGAGGGGAAGAGGAAGAGGAAGAGAGUCAGAAAGGACAAAGAAUGGGGAGGAUCAAACAACGAAAACUGCAUUGUCAGCCGCGGAGAGCAAUAACUGUCAUCUUGAAACACUAAAAGAGAUCGACAAGGCUGAUUUUAAGGAAGGGAAAAAAGGCAGAGGGCACCUGGAAAUGGAAAAGGUCAUCGGGGAUAUGAGGUUGUUUUCUCAGAGUCGCGGUCAAAGACGCUCAAACCACAAAGACUCUCCUGGAUUGGAUUUCAGAGUGAUGGUGUUAGGGGAGUGCUGGUCAUCUCGCUCCCCCGCUGGAGUCACCAUCCUGGGUGGGGAAGCGUCUGAACUCGAUGGAUCUACCUUCAGGUCUUGGAGAGGUCAGAUUGCCGGGAGACACCUCGCGGUUGUAGAGCCGCUAGGUUUGAGGUGGCGAGAUGGACCGGACCCAACAAACACAUCGCUGAGGAAAAGCCUUCGCGACAGCAUCUCCUGGUGUCACCCGGGACCUCACGUCGUCCUCCUGCUCAUGCCGGCCUUCUUAACCUGCACGCAGAAGUACAGGAGAGCUGUGGAGGAGCACAUGAGUUUGCUUGGGGAAGAGAUCUGGCAGCGCGCCUUGGUGUUGUUCACAUGGGGGGAAACUUUAGGGGUGAGCGCAGAGCAGCACAUCCUGAGGAACGGGGAGCUGAUGGCGCUCGUAGAGAGAUGUGGCGGCAGGUACCAUGUGCUGACCAGCAAGAGAACCAACUCUGUGAUUGAAGGACUGUUUGAAAAGAUGGAGGAAAUAGUGGCUUUGAACAACAGGGAGCAGUGUUUGGUGUAGCUCUGUGAUCAGACUGUGUCUGAAUUUAUUGUGUAAAUACUGUGUUUUUUCAUGUCGUCAUGUGAAUAUCGUCUAAUAAAUUUAA